AUGGAACCUUGUAAGCAAAAAUUCGAUAUUGAAAUUGCAAUUUUUCUUGAUACUUUUCUUGAUCAUGUUGAAGCCACUGAUGACAAUGAAAGUAAUAAAUAUAUCGCAUAUCAAGUUAUAGAUUUUAUCUCUAAAGCUGAUGAAUAUACCUAUGUUUACCAUACUUAUAUUGAUAAGCAACAAGAAACUGAACCUCGACUUCCACAAUUUGAAUAUGAGGCUUCUAUUCUUAUUACAAUUAAACAGUCUCAUAAUAAUAAGGAUUUUGUGCAGAUUACCUCUGCUCAAAUAAUUUGGCCUCAAGCACGAAUUCAAUUGUGUUAUUGGCACAUGUUUCGUGCAAUAAAGAAGAAGCUUGCAAGUAAUGGAAUUACUUACCCUAUAUACAAUACAAAAGAGACGCAUAUGACUUGUCCGAUUGUAGAUCCAACCUGGUAG
Messenger RNA from Dentiscutata erythropus, 438 nucleotides. NCBI's taxonomy places the organism in Eukaryota, Fungi, Glomeromycota, Glomeromycetes, Diversisporales, Gigasporaceae. The record is from the annotation of a GenBank genome assembly.